GCAGCUGGAUCAGAAGAUUGAAGCUAUUCCUCUGAGUCGAUCCAGCCGUGGAGGUGAUGGCAAGCCAAGCUUUUUGGCGUCGUUGAGCGCCAUCCUCGAGGCUACGACUUCACAGGCCUCCAAGCUGGUCGUGUCUCAGCAGGCGUUGAGAAGAAGCGUUAAGGUCCUCGAUGUCAAUCAGGCAGAGUCGCUUCAGCUACUGCACCAACAUCUCGUCGAC
Molecule: messenger RNA, 220 nt
Organism: Symbiodinium pilosum
Lineage: Eukaryota; Dinophyceae; Suessiales; Symbiodiniaceae
Source: the annotation of a GenBank genome assembly